AUGCAAAGAAUUAUUGGGAUUGAUAAACGAUAUUCUAUUGUUGGUAUCACUGUUAUUAGUGUUCAUUCUCGAAAAUAUGAACAUGAAAAAAAAAAUAAAGCAAAUGUUCGACAUGCUGUUGAAGAACAAUCACUUUCAUUUGAAGUUGUUAAUAAUCAUAGUUUACAAGUACGGAAACAUAGUGGUGGUCAAAUUUUGCCAACAGCACUUGUUUUUGGAUCUGAUUCAUUAUCAAUAUUUAUAUUUGAAAGAGGAAAUUAUGUACAACAUUUAGAAUUAUAUUUGGUACCUGUUUUUGCUUAUUAUAAAUCAAGUGUAUGUGCAUCAUUAAAUAAUUCAUUAUCAAUAAAAAGUUCACCAGAAGAUUUAUCUGCAACUAGUGAAACUUCAAAAACACCGAAAUUUACAUAUCCAAGUAAUGUAUGUAUAACUUCAAGUGAACAUUUAUGUAUUUCAUUUACAGGUUCAAAUCAAUUGAUUUUCUGCGAAGUUGAUGGCAAAGUUCUUGUAAUUACAUUAAUUAGUACUCGUCGUUUAGGAACUGACAAAAUUGAUGGUCUUAAACGUAUUCAACAACCGAUUGCUUCACUAUGGGAUUUAUGUAUUACAGAAUCACCAUUCGAUCAUAAAUUAGUAUUACUUAUUUCAAUGGCUGGUCAAAGCUAA
Molecule: messenger RNA, 666 nt
Organism: Rotaria sp. Silwood2
Lineage: Eukaryota; Metazoa; Rotifera; Eurotatoria; Philodinida; Philodinidae
Source: the annotation of a GenBank genome assembly